UAUACCGGCCGUAUUUCCUCGCUCACAAGCACUUUUAAUUACGAUCAAUUCAGUAUUCUACGCGGCAGAAGACUUUUAUCAAAGAUUCGUAGGCACCAAUUGCGUACAUCCCCUAUGACGCAUCAAAUAAGAAGCCAAUAUUAUGCAUAUGAUUUUUGCUCCAGUUAACGGAACCAUUCAACUUGGCUAAGCCUGAUUGACUGUGGCAGUCUCAAAGCCCAUAUUAACUCGCCAGGAAAUAAGAGACAAAACUUUGUAAUUACUGACUCCGGUUCGACGAACACCAACAGCCGUUUGUGUGUGAUCCAUGUGAGUCCGUUAUUGUUGUGUAGUGUUUUUAGUGGCUUGGUGGAUGCAGUAGAUGGUGAUCAAAGCCACCGGCCUCUUGAGCAACCACGACUUUUACCAUGCAUAAUUUGUUGAUAUGGUGAUUUAAAGAGCCGAUUUUCUCUUKUCAUUGUGUCUGAUGUAGUACGUAUGUAAAAUACAUGUACAAAAAUAUUAUAGACAGGAAAAAAUCUAUAUAUGAAGACAGAAUCCUUACAGAAAUUAUUGUAUUUUUGGAUGUGGAGUCUAAUCAAUCGGGCGCUUUGACUGAAAGCAAACGUUUAAAACAGUGUUCAUCACGAUAUGUAAUGKCUACAAUAUGAAUCGUACGACUACAUUGUCAUCGCCGACAGAAAAGGCUUUAUAUACAGCUAUUCUUGGUCUUAUUGCAGUAUUUUCGCUUCUUACCAAUACAUGUGUAGUACGGAUAAUAUGGAAGAACAAAAAACUUCAUGGCUUGUGCUAUUACAUUUUUAUUAGUCUGUGUGUUACACAUAUGUUGCUGUUAUUUGUCAAUAUUCCCUUCAUUAUCAAGACUGUUUUCUACCCGUUGUCUAGGGUUGGCCAUCAUGUUUGUCAGUUUCAAGCGUUCGCUUUGAGUUCGUGUAUGGUGGCUUCUAUAUGCGGUAUUGCUAUCAUUUGCUGUAUACGAUGGUUAGCCAUCACUAGACCAUAUCAUUAUAGAAACGUUUUAGUCAAGAAAUGGCUGAUUUUCCCAGUGGUUGGACUAGUCUGGCUAAAUGCCACUUUAUCCUCACUACCGCCCGUUCUUGGCUGGGGAAGUUACGGAUAUUACAACGAGAGGCACUUAUGUCUUCAUCGCUGGUCUCCGAUGGAUGCCAAUCUAAUGUCCUAUUUGAUUUUUUAUUGUUUAUGCGCCUUCUGUUUGCCUUUCUCAUGUACCGCUUAUUUUCAAUUUUCAAGUCUUAGAGUUGCCAGGAAACAAACAAAAAGACAAGACAAAAUGUUGACCAAGCGACGCAUCAAAAGAAACCCCCUCAAGGCCCUUACCGCCAGCCUUUGCGUGCUUGGAUUGUACCUGUUUCUAUGGUUACCUCAUGGAAUCUUAGUUUCUUGGUGGGAUAUCCUCCACCCAAGCAAGACACCACCACCAAACCUCGAAAAUAUCAGUAUGGUGAUAGCGAUGUGCUCUAGCUUUACCACCCCUUUGUGUUUCAUUAUGACCGACAGACUUCUCAAAAACAGUGUCAUAAACUCUAUCAGAUCAUUUCUUAUUAAAAGGAAUUUUCCUCAAGCAAUAGCAAACUGACUAAAUAUCGCUACAAAGAGUUGCUAUCGAUUGCUGUUUAACUAUGAUAACCAACAACGACGCAAAAUGAACAUCUUGAUAACACUUCUGCGUCAAGAGUAUUAUUCAUUAUGGAAAUAAACCAAGCAUAAUUACAAUAUUCAACUGCUUGGUGAAACAGACAUAGCAUCGCUUGAGAUAACUCACGUUUGUGAUUAUUGUGAGAAUUAUCUAUUAGUUAUCCUCACUGGGCGAGGAGGUCAUUAUAAAAAAAGCUAUUCAUUCAAAUUUGUAUUAAAAACAGCAAUUACGUCUUCACUACUUAGGGAUGAAAAAGAUGAAUAAAAAAUUCAUAGGCAGUAUUGUCAAUUAGCUGUUGAUUUAAAUGACGACUAGUUUCCAUUGCUGAAAAGCUGUUACCGACCCUUGCCUACCAAACAGCGCUGAGAUAAAAUAUUAAUUUUUCAUGUAAAUAUUGAUGGGAAAAAUGAUGGAUGUUUAGCUGUACAAUAUCAAUGAAUAUCGCAUCCUUUAGUAAUGGUUUUACUCCUUUUAUGCAAUAAAAAGACCCCCAAUUGACGCAGUCCAUACUCAUUUGUAAAGUAGCAGGUGUCUACUUUACUGUCGGAUUUCUCUAAAAAAACCUUUCUUCUUACUGUCUAUUUUCAUCAAUCUAUACUUGUAAAUGAAAUGAAAAGAAUAAAAAAACCUAAAGCGAUGAUAUUUCAUCAAGGCUUUCUAUUGCAAACGCUAUCUACCACUUGCUUUAAAUUCCAUUUUGUUUAAUUAGAAAUUUUCUGUGUGAAAACACGGUAUAUUUCAUGCAUUUAGAACCAAUCCCAAUCGGUUUUGAUUUGUAAUA
This is a messenger RNA of Exaiptasia diaphana, 2438 nucleotides long. RefSeq names its product visual pigment-like receptor peropsin. Gene Ontology annotation, molecular function: G protein-coupled receptor activity. The record is from RefSeq and is a predicted model, not a curated record. Gene Ontology annotation, cellular component: membrane. Gene Ontology annotation, biological process: G protein-coupled receptor signaling pathway. The transcript has a single exon. Lineage: Eukaryota; Metazoa; Cnidaria; Anthozoa; Actiniaria; Aiptasiidae. The coding region runs from base 647 to 1597 and encodes 316 amino acids.